AUUCUUGGUCCACUUGUCAUUCAUAUACACAGCCUCAUAUUCAGCCUACCAUCUUUUUUACUAGUUUCUUGAGCCCGAUUUUUCUUUUUAAUACCGCGCACACGCUCGGAAGAACGCUUUGAGUCAUGACCACGUCGUCGAGAACAGAGCACCAUCACAGCAUUCGUCCAACUUAUUCUCAACAACACCUUAUCCCAACGCCGUCAACGCCACUUCAGGAACCACUCGACUCACGUUAUCAUUUCAACAAGGCCUCACCUUCGAACAUGUCCCGUAACAAUAAUUCUGUCAGGGACCAACACCUUUCGUCUUUGACCUACCUCUCCGAAGUAUCGGAGGCUACGUCGCCAAUGGCGAAUGGGCGUAGUAAUAAUAAGAACUACAGUGCUCAUUCGACUACGAGGAGGGCUAACGAUCAUCUUGAGAUAAUUGUCGAUGGUUCUUUUACUCAUCAUCGUACUUGGGACCAUGAUGAUGAUCCGAAUCCUUUGCCCACACCUGAUAGUAGUCAACAUUUCCCUUCCCACGAUGUGCAUUCGAACCUGCCCUCAUUCUCGUCCAGGGCAUCUACGCCACAAGGUAAAAAAAUCAUUGAGGACAUUAAAGUUCAUGUUGCGAUGUGUCUGUUCUUUACAUUUUACAUUUUACAUUUUACAUUUUACAUUUUACAUUUUGUUUGUUGGCAUGGGGAAGGAGAUUUGGAUCAUUGGCGUGUGCAUGUGUGUUUGUGUAAAUAUGCUGUACCACCUUUGCGACAAAAGAGAGACCGAAACAGAAUAGUGAGCGCACAAACCAGACAGAAUGAAGAAUAUGCUUUCGGUGGGCUGCGUUUUGUGUGUACGUGCGCGUGGUUCAGUGGGAGCACAGAAGAAAAAAAGAAUCUGGUCUAGUGGACCAGAAGCAAAACCCAAAUGAGGGUCCACAACAAUGAGGAAAUGGAAUAGAGGAAAAGAAAAACAGUCUGAGGCGGGCGACGAUGGCAAAACACGAAAAAGGGUGUCAAAGGAAAUUUAUGUAUGCACAAGGGCAAGUGAUGGUACAUUCAUUGUUCAACACAGGGGAGAACCUCAUUCCCUUUACUCUCUUUCUUUUCUUUUCCUUUCUUUCUCUCUUUCUCUCUUUCUCUCUCUCUUCCCCAUCAACCUUUCAC
Molecule: messenger RNA, 1150 nt
Organism: Lobosporangium transversale
Lineage: Eukaryota; Fungi; Mortierellomycota; Mortierellomycetes; Mortierellales; Mortierellaceae
Exons: 1
Coding region: 126-890 (254 amino acids)
Source: RefSeq, a predicted model, not a curated record